Nicotiana tabacum (common tobacco) is the source of this 1314-nucleotide messenger RNA. NCBI's taxonomy places the organism in Eukaryota, Viridiplantae, Streptophyta, Magnoliopsida, Solanales, Solanaceae. The record is from RefSeq and is a predicted model, not a curated record.
CGACUUGAUCCUACUGUGGUUUGGUUUCUGUUGGUUUUGGGGUACUGCCAUCAGCCUACUCCUCUCACCCUUAAACGUAUGCAUUUAUGUAGCUUUUACAUUGUCAUUCUAUGAACUCGGGAUUGAUAUUAUUUGCUUUCUGAACUUCUGUUUGGGCUGAAGAGUAAUGAAUUAUGGCUAUGCUGCAGGAAUCCAGCCUGCCAGACAUAUUUACAGAGAACAGUUGGGUGUCUCCUAAUGCUACUACAAGAAGCCGUGCUAAUGGGAGAGCUUCUCCAGGGGAGACGGGCUUCAGUGCAGAUAGACCCUCGUCAAGUGUCAAGAUAGAAACUUAUGUGGAGAGGACGGCAGAAAUCAACCCUUUUAACAUGGCCAGAGUGGAAGAGUCCCUUCGAUCAGAUGAUAUGGAAGAUGAAUCUGGUUCAUAUUCUCCAGGAUCUUCCACAACUGCAACUGAGAGUUUCAUUGGCUGCUCUGACUUCUUAGAACCAAAUGAAAUCUCAAUACCUUCGGUCUCUAUAAGUCUUGCCCCUUUUUGUCGUGGGUCUCAGAAGAUACAGGUAUUGCACGACUAUGGUGAACUACAAAUUUGCUGUAGACGAAUGAAGGUGCGGUUUGGUGUUAGUUCAAAGUAUGCUGAUUAUGCUGGUCGGCGACGAUUGAGUUUCGUGGUUGAUGCAUCAUCAGACCUGUGCCAAAUCUUGGAUGCAGUUGAUAAUCUUGCUCAAAAGCUAUCUGUCGACUCAGGUAGCAGCUCAGAGUGGAGGCCUGUGGUAACUAGAAAGCCUGGCUUUAUGAACUAUCCUACUGUCCGAUUAAAUUUACCAACUGUUAUAGAUGGUAAUAAUUCCCGCUGGAUGACGGAGAUAUACCAGAAAGAAUCUUCCACAACACAAAAGCUCGUCUUUAGUAGAUUUGAUGUGACAGAACUGGAAUCCUUGAUAACACCAGGAACAUUUGUGGAUGCUUACUUCUCAGUUGAUUCAUAUGACAUCCAACAGAAUGCUGGCAUCCGCUUAGUCGCACUAAAGUUGAUUGUGCAUUCCAAUUCCACCUGAUAGAUGAUUGACCUCUAUAACUUAAACUUAGGUGGCUUGGACUGUUUAUCAGAUUGACUAUAUUUAGAAACUCGCUGUGAUUCCUGUGAAAUCUUUCAAGAGGGGAAGGCAUUAAUUAGCUCUCUCAUGUAUGAUAAAUUGAAAGGUUUUAUCCAACCUAUCAUCUGUACGUUUUUGUGUUUAAUCUGAUAAAACAUUCACAAGUGACUUUACCGUGUUAUUUUUAUUAGUUGGACGACCAUUUAUAUGUUACUCA